UGCUGCUCGAUUUAUUUGUAAUAGAAAGUAAUAGACUAAUGGAAAAUAUUUAAUUUAUUUGAUAUAUAUCGCAGGUGAUGUUUCAAAAUAUAUUUUAAAGUGAUGACUAAGUGGAUUACCUUGUCUAACCACUUCACUAAAUAGACAACACAAUGUUCAUCUUUAUAGACAAAGCUAUUUCUCUACUAUUAUUACUGUUAGUUCUUUGUGUGUUGAAUGUAAAUGGUCGAGAAUUCAGAAUCGCUUGGAUGGCACCAAAAAAUACAUAUCAUGGAUUAAACGCCUCGUCCAGUGUCGGCGCUUUAAAACUGGCUUUACAAGCGUUAUCUGUUGGUGACCUUCUAGUAAACCACACAGUCAGGGUAAAGUGGUUCGACUCUGACUGCAAUCAAAAGUCUGCCUUAGCAGCUACUGUGAGUGCCAAAUCAAACUUUGAGCCGGACUUAUUUCUGGGACCACCUUGCUCAUCUGCUAUGAGAGGAGUAGCACAAUUAGCUUCUUACUGGAGAAGACCUGUAUUUGGUUGGGUGUCCAACGAUAUCGAAUUCCGUAACAGAACAAUAUAUUCCACAUUAAUCCGAUUGCUCGGACCUUUAAACAAACUUCCCAAUGUGAUGCGUUAUGUUUCAAAGAUGUUUAAAUGGAAAAGAUUUUCUAUGAUCCACGACGAGGCUGCACCGUAUGUUGCUGUAGCAGCUGCCAUUGCAGAAAAUAAAGAUACGACCAUAAAAAGUACACAUGAAGUUAGCGUACGGAUGGAUGAUACUCAUAUCGAAAGUAUAUUCCAGCAAGUUCGUAAAUACUCAAGAAUUUUGAUAUUUGCUGUUCCUAAACACACAUUAAGAAGGUAUAUGAUCGUCGCACAUAGACUUGGGAUGUCCAGUGGUGAUUUUGCUUUUUUAUGCAUUCAUGGAGAUUUAUAUACAUGGAAACAAUUGAACGACGAAGUCUUAACAGACGACGUAUGGCGUAAAAAUGAUAAAGACGACCAAGGCGCAAGGCAAGCAUUUGAAUCUGUUUUACAUAUAAUUAUGCCGACUUUAAGUGAAAAGUUAUCGGAACAGUUUAAUCAUUUGGUGAAUAAAAUGAAAGAUGUAGAAAAUAACAACUGGAUCAAUCUGCCGCCCGUCUCAGCGUCUGAUGCAUACGCUCCAUACCUGUAUGACGCAACGUUAACCUGGGCUAUAAUGGUGGAUAAGAUAAUGAAAGAAAAUAAAGAUCCAUCAGACGGUGACAUCAUGUUUAAACGAGCAGUUAACUUUUAUCAAGAAGGUUUAACAAAUUUCAUCGUAUUAGAUGCAGAGGGUGACAGGUUGUUGAACUUCUGGAUGCUUGACAUGCAAGAAAACGGACGAUUUCAGAGAAUUAUCGAAAUUAAAUAUGGAAAGAUUGACGUCGUUGCAAAUACGACUCAGAGUGGAGAUAAAUUGGUUCGAUGGGCUAAUGGAAAAUACGGACUGCAUAAUGCUCCUCCUGAUGUGCCCGCAUGUGGAUUUGAAAAUGAACAUUGUCGGGAAGAUUUUACCAACACAAUAGUAGGCGCUGUAUGUGGGUCAUCUUUUGUUCUUGUUGUAGCAAUUAUUAUAAACAUUGUGUUCAGACGAUAUCGACGUGUUCAACUUUUAAGAAGUAUGAUAUGGCAAGUCAAAUUUGAGGACAUUGAUUUUGUAACUGCGUUAUUACAUGGUAGUGUUAGAAAUAGUUUUAAGAAUUUAUCAAGACGGCGGACAAGUUCAAACAAGAAGAAAGCUUCACGUACAAGCAGUGGAAGUGGUGGUGUUGUUAUCUCAUCAAACAGUUCCCCGCCUCAGUUCCAUAAGCCAGACGGCGGUGCAAUGUUUGGAUCUGUCGCUUAUGUUCGUGGUAGUUUGGUCUCUGUAAAACGUGUCAAUAAAGGAAAUAUCACGAUGACAAAAGAUGUUCUUCAUCAACUUAAUCAGCUAAUGGAGUUAAAACAGCAAAAUGUCUGUGCAUUUGUUGGCGCCUCGUUUGAUCCUGGUAGGAUACUGUUGUUAUGGGAGUAUUGUCCAAAAGGCAGUAUACAGGAUGUCAUUUGGAACCAGAAUAUUAAGUUAGAUCAAAUGUUCAAGUUUGCAUUGAGUCUGGAUAUAGUGAAGGGAUUAGAUUUCGUCCAUAAAAGUUCUGUACAGUACCAUGGUAACCUAAAGAGUACUAACUGUGUGGUAGACAGUAGAUGGACAUGUAAGCUGACAGAUUUUGGCGUACCAAGUAUAAGAUAUGUUGACAGGAAUAUACAGGAGGAACCGCAUGAUAAAUUACUUUGGACUGCUCCAGAGGUCCUGAGAAAUGAAAAGGUUUUGGAUAAACAGAAAGCAGAUUUAUUUUCUCUAGGAAUUAUACUGAAGGAAGUGUUCACACGUUCUGGACCAUACACUGAAUUUCCAUUUCUGCAGCCAUCAGAUAUCAUAGAAAAAGUCCGUGAAGUUCCCGAGGGUCCUGUUUUCAGGCCUUUGAUAACAGUUGAUUUUCGCAAACAGAAUCCAGAUUUGUUUGGUGUAAUUGACGAAUUAUGGAACGACGAUCCAUUGCACAGACCCUCUGCCUCUAGAGCAUAUAAAGUUUUACAUCGAAUUAAUCCGUCCAAAAAUUUAACGAUGAUCGACAAUAUGAUUGCUAUCUUAGAAAAAUAUGCUAACCAUUUAGAGGACCUUGUAGCAGAGCGGACGAGUGAGCUAGAUGCUGAAAAGAAAAAAACUGAAAAUCUUUUGUAUAGAAUGUUACCAAGGUCAGUGGCAGAGGAUUUAAAGGCAGGUAAACAAGUAAAAGCUGAACAAUUUGACGAAGCGACAAUCUAUUUCUCUGAUAUCGUUGGCUUUACAACUAUUUGUGCAAGCAGUACACCUAUUGAGGUUGUAAAUUUGUUAAACAGUCUAUAUACCUUAUUUGAUGACAUCAUCACACGUUAUGACGUAUACAAGGUUGAAACUAUUGGAGAUGCAUACAUGUUGGCAAGUGGAUUACCAAAACGGAAUGGUUCUCGUCAUAUGCGGGAAAUUGCUGACUGUGCUCUUAAUAUACUGGAAUCUAUAACAACAUUUUAUAUACCUCACCAACAGAAUCAAACAGUUAGAAUACGUAUAGGAAUCCACUCAGGGUCUGUAGUAGCAGGGGUUGUUGGCAUGGCGAUGCCACGGUAUUGUUUGUUUGGAGAUACUGUAAAUACAGCUUCAAGGAUGGAGUCAACUGGCUUACCUAUGAAAAUUCACUUGAGUACAGUGGCAGCAGAAAACCUCCAACAGUACGACAAUUAUAAGCUUAAGUGUCGAGGUGAAAUCAGUGUCAAAGGAAAGGGAUUAAUGAAAACAUUCUUUCUUUGUGGCAAAUAUGACGGUAACCAAUCUUUACAAUCAAUUAAUGAGGACAGGAAAACAAUUGUAACUUCAACUUCCGGUAAUGAACUAAGUCGAUCUUCACCAACCAGACAUGUGUCUACAGCAUCGAAUGCGUUGGAAAGUCGAGUUGGCAUUGGACAUUAUGGUGACAUUCCUGACAUUAUCCACAAAUGUAAGUCAAGACCUUCCCUACAGUCUAUUCUAUCUAUAGAAGCAUCAAACUUCAACCCAGUUCGACGAUCAUCAUCAACAGAAGCUCCGUCGAUACGAAAAAUCAGUGUGCAUUCAGAAAUUGCAGAAAAUGGAAAUCCGAUGGAUUGCUCAUCGGAAAGAACCAAUUCAUUAGAGUCAGGAUAUUUUCCAGCGGACUCAUCUUGUUCGUCAGUAGAAAGGACAAGUCCUGGAGUGCAUCGAACAAAUUCAUUUGAAAAUAAAGAUAGAACCCUCGAGGCUAAUAUUACGGAAUGUAAAAAGCAAGGUCGUCGAAAAGACAAUUUAUUUUCACAAAAAUAUUUUCCUCCAACACUUUCAACUUUUGAUGAAAAAGGACAAUCAAUCAUUAACAGAUACUCACUAGAGACAUGUUUAGACUCAGAAAAAAUGUCAUCCGAAAUGGAAAAACAUUGGAAAAAGCAGCUUGAAUUAGACGAUAAUUCGUUUAUGAAUCAACUGAAAUUAACAUGCGACGAUCCAACUAGUUGCGCUGUAGACUGUUUAAAAGAAUGUGCUAAAAUAUUAAACGAUAAAACAAACGAGAAAGUCAUCAUUAGCGAUGACCUUUUAAGUGACAAAACUAUAACACCAGCAGCAAUAGAUGUUUUGAUAUCUCAAGAUGUAACGCCGGGUCUCGACCUUGAUUUACUGCCUGAACCUGAACAAAGGGUGCGACGUCGCUCGAGUAAAACCAUUAUGACGGAAGUUACCGCGUUAUAAAGAUGUCUUUUUGUUUCAAAUAUUAGUGCUUAAUUGUAAUUUCAGUAUAUUUAAAUUGUGAAUCUGUGAUAUUAUUUAAUAAAACGACAUUUCUCUUAUUGGUUUAGACAAAAAAUCAAUGCAAAUCGAUAGAAAAUUUGUAUUUCAUUAUUUCGUUGAACAGCUUAAAAAGAAAUCCACGAAAAUUUGUUUCCAACUAGUUUUAAUGAUUCCUCCGUAAAUAGCGGAACUUACAUCAUUCGUGUUGAAUACAGUGGACAGUGAUGGUUGAAUGGCUUUUUUAACAUUUAGUUGCAAGUUGAAUUCAUAUUUAGGACGAUAAAAUGAUAAAGGGAUAUUAAUCAAAACCCUUCUUUGUACUAGACCGACAUACUGAGUCGGAAUUUAACAAGCUAGUUCACAAGUAGACACAGGUUUCUAAU
This is a messenger RNA of Mytilus californianus (California mussel), 4708 nucleotides long. Its product is annotated as atrial natriuretic peptide receptor 1-like. Gene Ontology annotation, biological process: protein phosphorylation; receptor guanylyl cyclase signaling pathway; cGMP biosynthetic process. The record is from RefSeq and is a predicted model, not a curated record. The transcript is spliced from 25 exons. Bases 153 to 4286 code for a protein of 1377 amino acids. Lineage: Eukaryota; Metazoa; Mollusca; Bivalvia; Mytilida; Mytilidae. Gene Ontology annotation, molecular function: ATP binding; protein kinase activity; peptide receptor activity. Gene Ontology annotation, cellular component: membrane.